AUGACAGUAUCCGGCGACCUUUCCAGCGAAGACGGCGGCGGAUUUGUGGUCAGCGACGCCAGUCCAGCCCCCGAAGCGCCCAAGAAGGAAACAAAACUGCCGACGUUCAAGCGGAAGCCGAGGACCGCUGCAACUAACAAGGCCCAGCUCAAGGAGUUCGAUGACGAGGGUAAUGAGGUGGUUCAGGACCCAUCCAAGACCAGAUCUGCUUCAAGUCAGGAGCCGGCUGCCGCGCCUAAGAGACGUGGCCGUUCCAGAGCCGUUAUUGAUGACAAUAGCGAGGCUUCUUCGUCGUCGUCGCUCGCUACACGAGCUAAAGUCGCCACCCGAUCCCGAGCCACAAAGCCAAAGGCGACACGCAAGCGGGCAAUAGUGGUGAGUGACGACUCUUCCGGUGAUGAGUAUAAGGCCAGCGAUGAGUCUGAUCGAGAACAGGCCGUGGAAGAUGGAGGGUUUAUGAUUGCGGAUGAUCUGGAGGAGGGCGAAGAAGAGAAACCCAAAAAGAGAAGAGCUCCAGCUAAAAAGAAAGCCAAGAAGGACGACUACGAUGAGCUGGAUGAAGACGGAAACAAAAAACCCCGGUAUCUCAAAUACUACGACCGGACUACCAAGGCUUUGUUUGAACAGCAUCCUGAGUUGGAGAACACCUUUAUUGAUCUCGACAAUAAACCGAGGAUCCAGGUUGAAAAGGCCGAACAGCCAAAGUCUAUGGCUGUAACUCUGCUGCCGUUUCAACAAGAGGGUCUCAACUGGCUUUUGAAGCAGGAGGAGGGAGAAUACAAGGGCGGUAUUCUUGCUGAUGAAAUGGGAAUGGGUAAAACUAUCCAGACGAUUGCCUUGAUCAUCGCCUCGGGAGUCAAGCCCAACCUCAUUGUCGCCCCUACCGUUGCUCUGAUGCAAUGGGCCAAUGAAAUUAACGACCAUUCUGCGGGCUCUCUCAAAGUGGCUGUUUACCAUGGAGCCAACAAAGAUUCAUUCUCUGUGAAAGAUCUGGAGGGCUACGACUGUGUGAUGACGACCUAUGCGGUUCUAGAGAGCGUUUACCGACGUCAACAGAGCGGUUUUGUGCGCAAGGGAGUCGAGGGAAAGCAGUACAAAAAGUCUCCUUUGCAUCAAGUUCAAUGGGGAAGAGUUGUGCUAGAUGAGGCUCAUAAUAUCAAGGAUCGGGCAAGUAACACCGCCAGAGCCGCCUUCAAUCUCAAUACCGAGAAACGGCUUUGUCUCUCUGGCACUCCUCUUCAGAACCGAAUCGGUGAAAUGUUUUCGCUGAUUCGGUUCCUCGGAAUCAAACCGUUCUGCGAGUAUUUUUGCAAAAAAUGCCCCUGCCGAUCUCAUGACUGGAGCUUUGUCAACAACCGAACAUGUGUCACGUGCGGGCAUCGACCCAUGGACCACACAAACUACUUCAACCACGUGCUCUUGAAACAUAUCCAGAAGGGAGGUAUCAGCAAAGAAGGCAAGGAGAGCUUCGGCAACAUCCAGAAACUGCUCAAGCACAUUAUGCUGCGUCGAACCAAGGUCGAGAGAGCAGAUGAUCUCGGUCUACCCCCUAGAAUCGUCACUAUUCGACGGGACUUUUUUAACGAGGAGGAGAAAGACCUCUACCAGAGUAUCUACUCGGACGUGAACCGGAAAUUCAACACCUAUGUGGCACAGGGAGUGGUUCUCAACAACUAUGCCAACAUUUUCUCUCUGAUUACUCGAAUGAGACAGAUUGCAGAUCAUCCUGAUUUGGUUCUGAGACGUGCCAACCAGGGAGAAGGAGGAUACAUUGACAAUGCUAUCAUUUGCCAGCUAUGCGACGAUGAGGCCGAAGAACCCAUCAAGUCCAAGUGUCACCACACGUUCUGUCGAGUGUGUAUCAAGGACUACUGUUCUGGAGCCUCUGACUGUCCCGUCUGUCAUAUCAACCUGACUAUCGAUUUGAAUGCCCCCGCUAUUGAACAGGAGACCAACUCCAAGGAGAAAACAUCGAUUGUUCAGCGAAUCAACAUGACUGGUGGCUGGCGAUCUUCCACAAAGAUUGAGGCAUUGGUCGAGGAGCUAUACAAGCUGCGAAGCGACAGACAGACCAUCAAAAGCAUUGUUUUUAGCCAGUUCACAUCUAUGCUGGAUUUGGUGGAGUGGCGGCUUCGACGAGCAGGGUUCCAAACCGUCAAGCUCCAGGGUAACAUGUCCCCUACCCAGCGACAAAACUCCAUCAAAUACUUCAUGGAGAACCCACAGGUGGAGGUUUUUCUGGUGUCUCUCAAGGCCGGAGGAGUGGCUCUGAACCUAUGCGAGGCAUCUCAGGUGUUCAUCCUGGACCCCUGGUGGAACCCUUCGGUGGAGUGGCAGUCUGGAGACCGAGUCCAUCGUAUUGGACAGCAUCGACCUGUUAAGAUUACUCGGUUUGCGAUCGAAGACUCCAUCGAGUCGCGUAUCAUUGAGCUUCAAGAGAAGAAGGCCAGUAUGAUUCAUGCGACUCUGGGACAAGAUGACGGAGCCAUCAACCGGCUAACCCCUGCUGAUAUGCAGUUUCUUUUCACUAACUAG
This is a messenger RNA of Yarrowia lipolytica CLIB122, 2535 nucleotides long. RefSeq lists its product as uncharacterized. Gene Ontology annotation, molecular function: metal ion binding; ATP binding; ATP-dependent chromatin remodeler activity. The record is from RefSeq and is a predicted model, not a curated record. NCBI's taxonomy places the organism in Eukaryota, Fungi, Ascomycota, Dipodascomycetes, Dipodascales. Gene Ontology annotation, biological process: nucleotide-excision repair. Gene Ontology annotation, cellular component: nucleus.